CGCCGCACACGCGCAAUGGGAGUUCUCCACACUUCCAUCACAAACGACUCCAUCAUUAGGCCAGCAGGAUUUUACAUUAUCGGAUUUACGAAUUUUGAGUUUGCCGAUUUAUAUUUAACUUUCCUCGGCUUCAUUUAUAUUGUAACGGUUUUGUGCAACACCUUCAUCAUUUCCAUUAUAUGGACAGAUCAUCGCCUACACACUCCAAAGUACCUUGCGGUGGCUAAUUUAGCCAUUGUCGACUUGAUCUGUAGUACAUCCUUUAUUCCUAGUUCGAUCAAGACUGUUGUCACGAGAGAUACCUUCACAUCCUACAACGCAUGUUUGACGCAGGUAUUUUUUUAUUACGGUUCUAUAGCACUAGAGUCAUUCUCCCUGGGUGUACUUGCCUAUGACAGGUUAAUUGUGAUAUGUUUCCCACUGAGGCACAGUUCUAUCAACACUCCCACCAGAAUGAUCAGUAUUUUAGCGAUUGUUUGGUUGUUUUGUGUGAGCAUCACUGUGUUCAUGGCUUCCAACCUGACAAAACUGUCUUUUUGCGAUUCCCUCACUGUGUACAACUUUAUGUGUGACCACGUGGCCGUGAUCAAUCUAGCGUGCAAUGACAACACAAUACAUUGGACCUCUGCCUCUGUUCUCACUGUACUGGUUUUUUUUGGGCCCCUUAGUUUAAUCAUAGUGUCAUACGCCUGUAUUUUGACAGCCGUGUUUAAAAUGAAAAAUGUGGCGAGCAGGUACAAAGCACUUGCAACGUGCACGGAACAUUUCAUUCUAGUGGCCAUUUUCUAUUUUCCGACCAUGGCGCUGUACAUCGUCGAACUUUUCUUAUUCUUUGUCAAUCCAGAUAUCAGGAUGGUGAACUUGUCGUUAGCCUCGUGCCUCCCGUCCUGUCUGAACCCCAUUGUGUAUUCCCUGGCAACCAAAGAAAUCAAGAACAGAAUACUGGCUACGCUCCAGAAAGUCAAGGUAGCAGCGUGGGACAUUUUGAAAUGAAUAAAAUUCACUUAUUUU
Molecule: messenger RNA, 1011 nt
Organism: Anguilla anguilla (European eel)
Lineage: Eukaryota; Metazoa; Chordata; Actinopteri; Anguilliformes; Anguillidae
Product: olfactory receptor 1D2-like
Exons: 1
Coding region: 16-993 (325 amino acids)
Biological process (GO): G protein-coupled receptor signaling pathway
Cellular component (GO): membrane
Molecular function (GO): G protein-coupled receptor activity; olfactory receptor activity
Source: RefSeq, a predicted model, not a curated record